AUGAAACGCUCGCCUUCUUUGACUGACAUUGAACAUUUCCUUACCAAUCACCUCCCCAACCACGACAUCAGCACGUUCAACGCAGUUGUUGCGGCUCUUAAGAAAGAGAAUGCCCUGGUUUCCGCUCGCCAGGAAGUCCAGAAGUCAUCAAAUCCUGGUUAUGAAUUUAUAUCACUCAGGUCAUUGUUGAAAACCCAUUCUCCCAGUCCGACCCAAGUCAUUGAUUGUUUGCGAGCAAUCUGCGAGGUCGUCAACAAUGCUUUGGAAAGUCUUGGAAUUCAAGUGGCUGGCGACGACAGGCUUUCGAUUUGUGCCAACAACGGGAUAGACCUCUCUGCAAACGCUUGCUUCACAAAGAAGUCGGAAGGGCCCUUGAGUGCUUUCGAUGUCGUCGUUCCUAUUUCCAUAGUUCCCCUAGCAGAGAAUAAAAAGGUUGGAAGGCACGUCAUGGAACGCAUAGCGACUACCAUGAACGACGACGCUCGCAGAGCUUUCGCAUAUGGGAUCACCAUUAGCCACGACCAAAUGACUCUCCAUCAGGCCACUCGAACUCGUGUUAUCCAUUCACAUCCCUUUAGCUUGACUGAGUCUGCCGACGUCCUCCUCCGAUUAUUUAUCUCACUUCUCACUGCCACUGAUGAGCAGCUGGGAAUGGACCCCUUCGUGACCUUGCUCCCAGUGGGGAGUUUUCUCUAUCAGCUACCCCCGGAAGGCGAAUGGACGACCCCUCGUUUCUACGAGACCCUCGACCUCAUCUCCUACUACCCGUCGACAACUCUCGGCGGUCGUCACGCCCGUAUCUGGAAGGUCAAGGAGGUCAUCUCUCCAAGCGACCUGCGCCGUGUGGCCGGAACGCCCGACAGAGUUCUUAAGGACGUGUGGGUUAACGCUGGGACGCGCACCGAGGCUGAUGUCCAGGACGCUUUGUUCCGGGACAUAUCGGCUAUUACAAAGGCAAGAGGCUGGCGGAAGAGGCCAAUCUUCCAGGAUUUCCUUGAGUCCGACGUUGACUCGCUCGCUGAAGCCCUGCAAGGCGACAACUUCAAACGCUAUUUCUCGUGUAUUGUUGCUAGGCACAUUCGUCAGCCUGCCCCAGACCUCGCGCCUUCCGAUAAACACCGGUGCUUCUUCGUGUACGAAUCCGUCUGUACUCCACUCCACGAGGUUUCGACCUUUGGGGAAGUCAUCGAUAUUCUCAAGCAGUGCGUCACAGCACUUCGGCUUAUGUUCUGCGCUGGGUGGGUCCACCGGGAUAUCAGCACCGGGAACAUACUUGCAUUUAAAACAUCGUCGUCGUGGCAAGUCAAGCUUUCCGACUUGGAGUACGCAACACGGUUUCCGGAUACAGACCGCGCGGGACGCGAAGAGAUUGUGGGGACUCCUUACUUCACACCCCAUUACAUAACAUCACCCAUAAGUAAUGGUGCCACGUCGCGGAUCAUUCCCAUCACCCAAUGGCUCAACGGCGAGAGCUCUGCCUAUGCCGGACGGCCAUCACCAAUGGCUCCUCCAAACGCGGAGGAUGUGGACCUCCUGGCCAUCGCUGACCCCAUGAUUGCCCUCGACUACCUCCACGAAAAGGCUAUCUAUUUCCAUCAACUCUGUUUCACCAAAUAUACCGCACCGACCGAGCCGCUGCCCCACCCGGACUGGCUGGACCUGGCCGAAAGGUUGCAACUAUACGCGGCCUCUGACCUUGUAAUGGCGGCUCUGAAAAACCAAAUCGUCAUCGAUGUAAAGUUGCAGACCCUUGCUACGCAAGAAAAAAGUACACAGGCGGUCGAUCCCCAGUUUCCACCCAAGCAGGACGGUGUUAGCAGGUUGAUUAGCGGACCAGUGCACAUCUGCGACAGCAAUGGCCAUGUCCUCUACUUUCACCUACCUAGGCUCCUUACAAAUGAGCAAUUAGAUGUCGUCGAAGAGGCAUGCCGCGACCUGGUCAAUGCACCGCACGCCAAGUUGGAGAUUUCCCCCGAGAAAAAGUCUUGGCGGACCGACCCGAAGUUUUUCAAAGACAGCAACUUUUGCGACUUUACCCCGGGUGUUCUCAGUCUCUCGCCGUGCUGGUUCAUGCAAAACCACUUGCCGCCGAAACAUCAGCCAAUGGUGUCCGCCUCAAUUCGGCGUCGGGACGGAAAGGACGGCGCAAUCCCAUUCCUAAGGGCUAUGCGCAGCGCAUUCAGUCUUAUUGGCGCAGUUCUAUACGUUCUUAGCCCGGCCCAAUAUGACCAGGGGGUGGAUGCCUGGAGGGAAAUGCUGGAUACGAAUUGCGAGGCGGCCGCUCCGAAGUAUGCCGAUUUGAUGUCGGGAGUUUUGAAGAUCUGGGCCUCUCCCUUUACAGUCACCCAAGUCAUCUCCAACCGUCAAACUCCCUUCCAUUUUGAUACGUCUGGGGAUCAGAAUUGGUAUGACUGCUUGUUGACCGUCGGGCCGUACAAGGAAGGGAGGUUUGAACUAAAAGGCGUCGGGUGUCGCUUCAGAUAUGAACGCGGGACGGUAUCCUUUCUUCUUAGCCGAUUAUUGGAGCACGGAACGGGUGAGGUCGAUGGAGAGCGAGUUUGCCUCGCCAGCUUUAUGCGACCUGAGGUAGUAAAGUACAUCCUGAAGGAGCGGUUUUACAGCUCCCGCCCUGAAACCUUCAUCAGCUUGCAGGAACGGCUUGGGGUCCCAGCUGAGCAUAGAGUUGCAUUUACUCACAUGUAA
Coprinopsis cinerea okayama7#130 is the source of this 2703-nucleotide messenger RNA. RefSeq lists its product as hypothetical. Lineage: Eukaryota; Fungi; Basidiomycota; Agaricomycetes; Agaricales; Psathyrellaceae. The coding region runs from base 1 to 2703 and encodes 900 amino acids. The transcript has 9 exons. The record is from RefSeq and is a predicted model, not a curated record.